Messenger RNA from Cinara cedri, 5466 nucleotides. The record is from the annotation of a GenBank genome assembly. Lineage: Eukaryota; Metazoa; Arthropoda; Insecta; Hemiptera; Aphididae.
AUGUUGGUGGAUCGACUUUCGUCUCUGUUCCGUAAUUAUUCUUGUUCGGUGAUUUCCCCCGUGUAAAAACGGUUGUACUUUCGCAGAGACGCGAAUUAAUUCUGGCCAAAAAAAUAUUGUAUAUAACGAAAUUAUAGUCGGCUGGUAACAAUAGCGAUGAGUUGUCAAACCCAGAAAUGUCAAUGUUUAGGAUGGAAACUAUAUGUAUAUAAUUCGUAUAAUGCAGACAAAUAAGGACGUCGGAGUUCAUAUAAUACUGUCUUAAAUAUUAAAUAAACGAAACAAUUCAAGUCCACCUAAUUAUAAAGGAUGAAAUACUGCAUGUUCCGAUUGUAUCAAUUCGAAAAUCGUUAUUUUUUACGCUGUGUCAGUACAUCAUUCCUGGGGCGCGAUACAUAUUUGGAGGUAUUAAAAACUUUUAGAUCGGUUCUUUCGGGCAUCUUAUAUAUUAGAGCUUUUGGUUUUAAGAAAGCCGGCGAAGCGGCGACGUUCACUUUAAAAUAUCGGCCCGGCCGGCGGAGAGAAAUCGUAAUUUUGUUUUGUUUUUUUUUUUCAUACGUACACCUAUCGUCUGCGGAGACUUGAACGCUGGGUACGCAAAAAAAAAAAAAAGUGCCGAUAUCGUCUGUUUUUAAACGUAUAUUAUUAUAACGGCGACGGAUUUAACGAGAACGGAACGACUUGUAAAAUGUCGUCUUGUCCGAUGUGCCGGGGAGGAGGAUUUUCGUAUGCGACAACAAGUGCAUAUAUGUAUUCUUAUUUGUAUGUGUAUGCGAACACGACAGUCUAGUUUUCGUCCGGAUUAGCCGAAAAACGCGUACAUAAUAUACCUAUAUAUAUAUACUGGUUACGUGAAUGGGUACUUGGGUUUUUGUUAUAUUAUUUGGUGGGUUUUUUUUUUUUUUUUUUUCCAAAACAGAUUUGGAAAUACGAUAAACGGGUUUCGUCGCGGGGCGCUCGUUAGCGAAAAGUCCGACAGUAGUGCGGCGAAAUGAACGACACAAAAAAAAAAAAAAAAAAAAAAAUGAAAUGAAAUGAAAAUAACUAAACUAAAAUUAUUGUGAUCCGCAUUCAGACGGGCGGGCGGGACGGCGAACGAAAUCCGAAAAAAAAAAAAAAUAAUAAUAAUAAUAAAACCUAAAAAAUACCAUUAUAUAAUUGGAAGUUUCUCGUAUACACCGCUACGAUAUUAUAUAUAGGUAUACAAUACGAAGAGUUUUCGUGCACAGUAUAAAUCGGAGCGACGAGUUUUUUUUUUUUUUUCUACCUUCAUCUUCGCGUCAAACCGGGCGAAUUUAAUAAUAUCACGGAGCGUAUACAUGUAUAUACGCACACACCGGGUAACCAUAUAAUAUAAUACUUUCGAACACGACAUGUGAUAAUUCUCCGACGGGCUACCGGGUUUACACUGCCUGCAAACGGACCGAAUUUUUGCGCCGCUCUUCGUUAAAACGACGACAAUCCCGCCGCCGCCGCCGCCGUCGUCGUCGUCUGCGGACCCGCUGCCGCAGCAGUAUAGAAGAAAAGCAGACGGCAAUUAUUAUACUUACUUUAUACUAGUCGACAUUGCGUCACGUCGUGCGCGGAGAAUUUAUUAACCUCUUCGCUUGUAACCCUCUUCCCCCCCACACACCCUCCCGCCACGCUCAACGAAAAUACGCGCGCACAGACAAGACAAAACCGAUAUUAAUUUUCGAUUGUCACGCGGGCACGCCGCCGCAUUUAUGACACAGACUUUGUGACGAACGUAUACGUUACAUCCUAUAUACGUGUAGCAAAAAAAAAAAAAUUAAAUUUUUUUCAUCCGCAACACCGCUAUAAAUGCGUCAAAAAUCAAUUUUCAAACGUCGUCGAAAAUCCGUCGAAUAUAUAUUGAUCCAUUAUAGGCGAGAUGCACCGUUUACUGUAGAGCGUAAUGGAACACCGAUAGUCCUACGGACAUACCGAUAGUCUAUACCGUAGCUCGUGUGGUUUCCUGGACCACUUAUUGUAUGCGUACGAGUUUGUAACGGACGGAACAAUAUUCGUACAAAGACAUUGCAAAUUAUAGAACGGGUUCGAAACGGUUUUGAGUCGACUUUAUCGGGGUUCUUUUGGUGUUUUAUUUUUUUUUGUAAAUUUACACUGCGAUCGCGUAUUGAUAAUGUCAAUUUUUUUUUUGUUUUCGCAGACGGCGUGGCCAAAGUGAUGAGCGUGGUGGAUACGUCUCCUCCGGCGUGGUACACCUACUACCCACGACCCGUGGCCGGAGCGGCGCAUCCGCGCGACCCUUCCAGCAUGCGCGAAAAGCACUCUAGCCCGCGAAAAAUGGUCACCGCCAUGCCAGCGGUGGUGCCGUGCGUAUCACCCAAACAGGGUUCUGUGUACCCGACGAACCAUCACCGUCACCACCAUCACCAUCUCUACAAUAACAAUAACAAUAACAACAACGUUACCGACAACAACCACCGCGAUGACGGCCAUCAUCAUCACCGGGAACAGCACCACCACCAAGAUCGCGACGAUUCGGCCGACGACAACAUGAUGCCGUUCGACCUGUCCCGAAACGGAGGCAGCACGCCGUCUUCUUCGCCGCGAUCGCCGCACCGAUCGCAACGUAUGUCGCCGGCCGCGUUCAAACCGUACGACGGUUCCGGCGCCGGUGUCAACAACGAUCAGCCACUCGAUCUCCGGGUGGACCACAAAAAGUCGCGCCGUGGCGACGAGCUGGAGGACGAAAACCAGAAUCUCAUAAUCAGGACGCCGUCACCGGAGGACAUCGAGGUCGACAGCCCGGGACCACCGUCCACGCAGCCGUACCAGUUGCCCUCUCACCACAACCACAAUCGCAAUAUCGUCGUGCACAGUCCCUGUUCGUCCGACAAGGACGUGAACGUCACCGACGACCAAGAGCAACAACACCAACAUCACCAUCAGCAACAGCACCAUCAUCACCACCGACGGGCCACUAGCAUUACCGUCGACGACGAACGGCACCACCAUCACCGGAUGGCCAACUACCCGGUGCUGUUUCCGCCGCAACAGUUGCAUCCCAUGAUGCUGGAAGCCAUGUACCGAGCGAGUGCCAGUGCAGGCGCUGGAGGUGGUGUCAAUGGUGGCGGUGAUAAAUCACGGUUACCCACUUCGCUGGGCGGUUACCCGACCGGUACUGGAAGCGGUUACCAUCGGCCGUCCCAACAUUAUCCGUUCAUUAACUCGCCGCUACUCAACGGGCACCAUCACGUGCCGCCACCCACGUACGACGUGGUCAGGCCACCCCCACCGCCGCCCGUAGCCAGGUCUCCGCAACAAAAGUCUUCCGCGUUCCAGGAGACGACCGGCAAACCGAAAGACAGGUAAAUAUAUUUUAAAAAAUUAAUUCAUGUAGUAUUAGUAUUGUAUGAUAAAGAAAAAAUAUUUCGUAUACAAUGCGUGCGCUGCCGUCGUAGCAGGCGGUGACUUGCUAUUGAUGCGUGUAGACGGAAAAGUGAAAAGUCGAGGUGUGCAGUUUAGUAGAGGAGAACCCGUUUGGAUCGGUGCCAGGGAAACGGGCGUUUAGAUACAGAGAAUAUAGCCAAAGGACGGUACGUUGAAAACGCAGUCGUGCGUGCGAGAGGAACGGGAAAAUUGAAACGCGAAUAAAUAUUACACGCGAUCGUAAAAAAAAAAAAAAAAUUGUUCGCAAAACUCCGCCGGCAGCACCUCGUGAACGGGAAUGCGGCCGAAACUUUAUACCGUUUUAUACGUGCGGUUUAUUUUUUUGAACUGCGGUAUGGAUCUCUGAGCGCAGAGAUAAAUUAAAAACGUAAGUAGCGGGGAAAACCGAGAUGGAUGCGGAUGGAAUGUUAGGAAGAGGCGGACUGAAGAAAAGACAACGCGUACAGACGUUAUAAGGAGGACAAUUGUGUUAAUCGUGCAGGUUAAAUAAAAAAAAAAAAAAAAAAAAAAAAAAACGGUGAUCGAAAAUGGGAGAUGUGGCGGACGAGAAGGAAGAAUUAUGGGCAUCGUGUUUUUUUGUGUCGGUUUAAAGACCGCGGGAAACCAAAGAUUACGCAUAACCCGCCCGUGCCGAGUCGUUAUAACAACAGGCUGUUCUCUGUCCGAAUUUCCAGAUACUCGUGCAAGUUCUGUCAGAAAGUGUUCCCGCGCAGCGCCAACCUGACCAGGCACCUGCGAACGCACACGGGCGAACAGCCGUACAAGUGCAACUAUUGCGAACGGUCGUUCAGCAUAUCUUCAAACCUGCAGCGGCACGUGCGCAACAUCCACAACAAGGAAAAACCGUUCAAGUGUCCGCUGUGCGAACGCUGUUUCGGACAGCAGACCAAUCUGGACAGGCACCUGAAGAAACACGAGGCCGACGGGCCGACCAUUAUGGACGACCGUCUGUCGUCGUCAUCGUCCGCGGCUGCGGCUGCGGCUGCGGCGGCCGCGGCCGCGGCGGCCGAACACCGGCGGCCGGGACGCGGCGGCGGCGGCCAGGGCGGCGAAGAUUCCUAUUUCGAGGAGAUUCGGUCGUUCAUGGGAAAGGUCAGCGAGGACGGCAGCAGGUUCGCCGUCGCGGCCGCGGCCGCGGCUGCUGCGGCGGCGGCGGCGGCCGUGGGCAACCACCGCGGCGGCCGCGGUCACCAUCAGCCGUCCGUGUACCAAAGCGGCCGGCGACAGUCGGGUGCGACGUCCGGCGCCGCGUGCCCGUACAACCGGCGCGGCUCGUCCGGCGACGCGGCUGCCGAACGGUACUCGUCCCGGUCGUCCGCCUCUUCGGCCGGCUCGACGGAAUCUUCGUCGGCGGCCGCCGACGCCUCAGCAUCGGCCGCGGCGGCCGACAAGGAGGGCUCCAACAACACUUGACCCUCUGCCGCCUGCAGCACCAGCAGCAGCGGCACCGCCGGAGCGAAGGGUCGUCACCGCCACCGCGGGUAAGUCUUCUCCGACACGGGCAAGCUUUUGGAUUCGGAGUCGAUGGGUGUAUACUGUUUUAUUAUACAUUAAAGGCCGACGAGCCGGAUGCGAUCUCCAAGGGCCCGGAGCGUACUUCGUAGUAUUAUCGUAUCGUACUCGUACUGUGUCGCGGACCCUCCCCCCUCCCUUUUCUUUUGUUGUUGUACAUUUUCACGAGGUAAUACGAAUAAUAUAAUAUAAUUUGUUUGUAUAGAAUUUAGAUGUUUUUUUUUUUUUUUUAAUAGUUUAUUUUACUUUUUGUUUUUACCAAUCUGAUCAGACGAUUGCGUGUACAUAUAUAGUGUUUUAAGAAUCGCCGAUUUCGAUGAAACGGAUUUUCGCUCCUAAUUAUUCGUCCACCCCUCAACUAGUAUUGUUUUUUUCUUUCCAAUUGUUGUUAAGCCCGAACGAAUUAUAUUAUAUAUUUUAAAAGUUUAGUUCGUUUUAUUUUUCCGUCGAUGUUAUUAUUACUCGCCGCGAGUUUAGCUUUCAAACUAUCGAAAACGUUAUAUUUUUUUGAAACGACUGCAAUUUGAUUAUUUUGUU